AUGUCUACUGUCAUUUUGCGGCUGAGACAUCUUCGAGCUGUCUAUGGACGAAAUUUUAGUGUCCCCGACGAAGAGUCCAGUGCAACUGUAGGAGUGACUUUUGCCUUAAGUUCUGUGAAUCAGGAUAACAUUGGAUACUACUACGUCAGUGAUGUUGCCUGUGACCUCAAAAAUCCAGAAUGGGAUCCCAUUGAAAUACGUAAUCUCCCUAAACAAUACCUAUCAUCUAAAGCUGUCUUGUUUACUUUUUUUCUAUCUCAUAGAGAAAGCAACUCAAUUCUGUUUGAGAUUGUAGUACAUUUUUCCGGCCUCGUUCUUACAAACUCAGAAAUGCGCGAAAAUAUGUGUAUCUCUGACUCAAGAGAUCAGGUUUACUUCCAGAUGGGCGGGCGUAUUUAUGCUUCUCGUGAACACUUUGACCCGGGCAUAAUUUGUCCCCAUCUGUUGCCUAAAAGUAGGUCCCUCCUUGCCUCCAAGUUAUCUUACAACUUUACCACGCUUCAAAAGUUUUUAGCUAACAAAGAAGCUUCUAAGGUUCAGUUAGAACGUAUCAGUUACAUGCAAAAUCUUGCUAGUGGUUUGCAAUCCUCACUUCAUAGCUUAUUUAGUCAAGGUAUAGCUACUGAAAGAUUAGCUAUUGCAAUCGACUCUGUCAAGCAACGCACAGAAACACUCAAGUACUCAAUAUCACUAGCACGCAAUAAACUACACGUACUGGAAAGCAGAAAAUUUACUCUAGAACAGGAACUCUUAAAGAUAGAUGAAAAUAAAGCAGCAAUCAAUAGCCGGUUGCAAGUUCUAAAACAAUCUUUAAAGGAUGGCUAUAAUGACCUCAGCAAAACACGUUACGCACUGAUGACUCGUAUUCUUUAUUUGUUAAAUGAAGUUUAUGGUCUUUUUAUCGAUGAUUUAAUAAAUCCAGUGUACAACAUUAGUGAAGAAAUUAGCUCAAACGAUAUCACAAAUUCAAUAACAACAAAGAAUGAUGAAUCCAUGGAUAAGUUUUCUAAUGAUUACGUCCAUAUAAAUGAGCACUUUGCAGUUCCAUUGAAUGGCAUAGAAUUGUCUAAUGACAAUAAUAAUAAUAAUAAUAAUCUAAUUCAUCAUAUAAACUAUGGAAUUGACACAUCUAUAUCUCCUACAUGCUUUGCUUAUAUCAUGCAUUUGUUUACUUUGAUUACUGCAAUUCUUGACCAACCAAUAAUUUAUCCUAGAGAUUUUGUUGAAAUCUAUCCCAAGUUAAAACUGUUGGAUAUUUCCACUCGUGAAAUUUCUCAAUCAGAUCGUUGCUUAGCAAUUUACAUACUAAAGCGUAAUAUCAUCUCUUUGGGUUCAAGAUUUAAUUUAUAUCUGAAGCCAGAAAAGCAUGCGUUGUAUAACUUGAAAUAUUUAUUUGAUCAUUUUCAGAACAAUUUAUUAACAAAAAUAUAUCAACAUGAUAUUGUCGGUUUUGUAUAG
Schistosoma rodhaini is the source of this 1458-nucleotide messenger RNA. Lineage: Eukaryota; Metazoa; Platyhelminthes; Trematoda; Strigeidida; Schistosomatidae. The record is from the annotation of a GenBank genome assembly.